Paramecium pentaurelia is the source of this 748-nucleotide messenger RNA. NCBI's taxonomy places the organism in Eukaryota, Ciliophora, Oligohymenophorea, Peniculida, Parameciidae. The record is from the annotation of a GenBank genome assembly.
AUGAUGCUAUGUUCACCAUAAGUAAAAUUAUUUACGCCGCUAUNUAUAUACAUCAUUUAUUUUUUCUUAUUAUUUUUAUAUAGUAAGUUUUUACCGCCAAACUCAAUCACUCCACUCAUAUUCACAAAGAAAUUGCCAUAAGGAGGAUAAUAUAGAUUAAAAGGGACUUAACCAUUGUGGGUCAAUGCAUUAGAGAGUCUUCUAAGUGUGGUUGUCCAAUUAUAUUAUAAGAGUGAUCAAAAAUUAGUAGAGUUUAUGAAAGAAAAAGGAUUGAUUGAUUCAAAAAAAGAACUUAAACAAGUAAAUAUCACAUUAUAAUUUCAAGGAAAAGAAACCUGGAAGAAAAAAGAAGAUCCUAGAUAAUGAUUCACCUAAUCAGGAAUAAACAGAAUAAUAACAAUAAUAAUCAACAAAUAUCAAUGUUUAUUCUCUGCUUUAAUAAGAUGUCUUAGAUAUUCUAAUAUCUCCAUUAAGAAAUGAUUUUCCAUUUGGUAUUAUUAAUAUUUAUAAAUAUUAGAAACAUGGACACCUAAAGAAAUAGCUAUAUUUGAAUGUGGACUCUGCAGAUAUGGUAAAUAAUAUGAAUUUUUAUCCCAUCUUGUAAAUUAUUUCCUAAUUUAAGAUUAAAACUAAAAAUGCUCAAGACAUCAUACAAUUUUACUACUUUUGGAAAUUCACAAGCCAUUAUAAACUAUGGAAAAUUAAUAAAGCAUAUUAUCAUCGCAAUAACCUAAAUAACUAUGUUUGA